CGAAACCACCCCAAAUGGCGGGUUCUUCCUCCUUCCCACUCCAAAACCCCCAAAUCCUAGCCUCACCUCCAAUUCCCAAUCCGGCGAUCCCCUUCCACCCUAAGCCUCAAAUCUUCGCUGAUGCGGGCGCCGGCGCCGAAGUAGCCGAAGCCAGCGCUGCCUCAACCCUAAUCCCCGAUCCCGCGAUCCCCCUCCACCCCGAGCCCCAAAUCCUCGCUGAUGCGGCCGCCGGCGCCGAAGCAGGCGAAGCCGGCGCUGCCGGUGCCGAAGCAGCUCAAGGUGCAACACCCGGAGAACGAGGCGCUAUCUCGAUUCUUCCUGGAGAAGUGGCGGGCUAUGAUGCAGGAACCGGACGGGCUCUCGGAGAACAACUACCUCACGAUCGUCAAGGCCAACCGGAGCCUCUGUGCCGCUAAGGAGCCCAUCAAGACGCUGAGGGACUUCUCGAAGAUCAAGGGUGUCGGGCAGUGGCUCUUAAGGCAUAUGGAAGGGUUCUUUGCAGACUCAAGUCAGGACUUAUCUUCCGUAAAAGGAAAGAAAACAAGAGGACCAAAGUGCUAUUUGCCAAGGAAGAACACUGCUGCUUACGCAAUACUGAUCACACUCCACAGGGCAAAGAUUAGAGGUAAAGAAUUUAUGAUGAAACAAGAGCUUAUUGAUGCUGCCGAAGCCAGCGGUCUGUCACGAGAAGCGAUCGGUCCGAAUAAAAGUAAAGCAAAACAGAGUUUUGGGAAGGACUGGUAUACUGGCUGGAGCUGCGUGAAGACAUUGAUGUCUAAAGGACUUGUCAUCAAGAGGCGUAGUCCAGCUGAGUAUUUGUUAACUGGCGAAGGGGAAAGCACUGCUCGUGAUUGCCUUUCACGAUCGGGAUUAGAUGAUUCUGCAGGGCCUUUAACGAUGACCAAUGCUCACAAUGCAUCUGCUGCAAGUCAAGUUCAAACUAUUAAUUACUGUGACGAAGGAAUCAUUUGCUGUGAUUCAGAUUCAGAAGAACCUUGUAGAAAAAACAUUCUUCUCAAAGGCAAGGGACCAACUACAGAUUAUGGACAGCCAGAUUACCCAGUUUCUGUUUCUCCUCUAUCAUCCCAAGGAAUAUUUGAGCUGCAAUUUUCUAGUACAAUGCAGGGUCCUGCUAAAUUCAAUAUGCUGGACAAUGAUAUUGCAUUCACAGACAAGCCUAUGCUAGCUAUGCCACCGCGUCAAUCCAAUGAAAAAUUUCUUGAUGGUUAUGAAGUUGUGUUCAUACUGGAUGAUCGUGAAAAAUUCGGGUCUCGUUCAAGAAAAGUUGCUGAUAACAUUUGUUCACAGAUCCAUGUGCCUGUAGAGAUUAGAAAGUUACCUGUGGGUGAUGGUAUUUGGAUUGCUCGUCAUAGGAAAGAUCACACAGAGUAUGUUCUUGAUUUCAUUGUUGAAAGGAAAGAGGUUUUGGAUUUAGAUGGCUCAAUUGCAGACAGCAGAUACAGAGAUCAGAAAUUAAGGCUCAAGAGAUGUGGGCUAAGGAAGUUGAUAUAUCUUGUUGAAGGUGAUCCAAACCAUCCAGAUGCACCAGAGAGGAUUAAAACAGCCUGUUUCACCACUGAGAUUCUCGAUGGGUUUGAUGUUCAGAGAACCAGUGGGUUUGCUGAUACUCAGAGGAGAUAUGGCCAUCUUACACGUUCAAUAAUCAAAUACUAUGAUAUAAACUUCUCAACUUAUGCUAAAACUCCUCAUGUUUGCCCAACCUAUGAUGAGUUUAAGAGGAAGUGCUGUGAUCUUGAGAAAACAACAGUGAGCGAAAUAUUUGCCCUUCAACUUAUGCAGGUGCCGCAAGUAACAGAAGAAGCUGCACUAGCUGUUAUAGAGCUAUAUCCAACUCCUUUGUUUCUGGCACAGGCAUACUCCGCACUUGUAGGAUGGUGAUACCCAUGCACAAGAGGAGAUGUUGAAAAACAAGAGCAAGAUGGUAAAUGCAGGAGCAAGCCGAAAUAUCUUCGAGCUUUUCUGUGGCGAUGGACGGAAUGUUCGGAACUAGUUUCAGACUGGCAUAACUGGCUUUUGUAUCGCCGUCGUAGUGAUCUGGUUUCCAGCUUUUGUGUAUAGCUCACGAGCACCCUUAGGGCCUUAGUUAUUCAAUUGCAAGGCUUUCAUGUUCUGAAGCAAAUGGUGCCAUCGAACACCGGGAGUUUCAGAGGAUGUAAUGUAGUCACUACUAAGAAAGGUAUUAGCAUAGUUUUACGUCCUGUUUAGAGUACUCUUAUGUGGUCACUGGAUCGUACGAUAUGGGAUUGCUCAUGGAAUAAGGUGGCAUAUAAAUAUCUGUUACUCA
Panicum hallii is the source of this 2305-nucleotide messenger RNA. RefSeq names its product crossover junction endonuclease MUS81-like. Gene Ontology annotation, cellular component: nucleus; Holliday junction resolvase complex. The record is from RefSeq and is a predicted model, not a curated record. Gene Ontology annotation, biological process: resolution of meiotic recombination intermediates; double-strand break repair via break-induced replication; mitotic intra-S DNA damage checkpoint signaling. Gene Ontology annotation, molecular function: DNA binding; crossover junction DNA endonuclease activity; 3'-flap endonuclease activity. The transcript is spliced from 15 exons. Bases 220 to 1899 code for a protein of 559 amino acids. Lineage: Eukaryota; Viridiplantae; Streptophyta; Magnoliopsida; Poales; Poaceae.